Molecule: messenger RNA, 4035 nt
Organism: Betta splendens (Siamese fighting fish)
Lineage: Eukaryota; Metazoa; Chordata; Actinopteri; Anabantiformes; Osphronemidae
Gene: st3gal8
Product: ST3 beta-galactoside alpha-2,3-sialyltransferase 8
Exons: 9
Coding region: 345-1400 (351 amino acids)
Molecular function (GO): beta-galactoside (CMP) alpha-2,3-sialyltransferase activity
Source: RefSeq, a predicted model, not a curated record
CCGCCGAACCACCACUUCCACCCUUUCCCAGGUGGGCGGGGCUUCUUACGCCGCGAGCCACUUCGUCUCGCGCCCCCUCACUUUAACGCUGGGUCUUCACGAGAACAGAGGAGGCACAUCCGCCCGCUGCCGCUACUUCGUAGGCUGCUUCCACCAGACGGAGAUCCGCGUUGAAGUUCUGCUUUCAUGGAGAUAAACCUGAGUGGAGAGGAAACACCGUCGAGCAAAAUGACCAGAUGACAGCCGCUUACACACUUUAGCUAUGCUGACAUAGCAGCAGUCAAUUGUUGGCGCAACGACACAACUCCCUUCCUGCCCGCUGUCGACACAUCAUCCUCCCAGCCAUGUUGCUGAGGAGGAAGCUGUGCAUUGUUGUGGUGAUUACCGCCGUCCUAUUCUUCGCCAUGCGGGACAUGCACAGGCGCCCUGACCUGACGCCGCCAGUGACAGUGGCUAAACCCACCAUCCUCACCCCUGCCCCCCACAGAACGUCGACCCCUUCCAUCACCAAAGAGUCCAAGGAGAAACCUGAGGACAAUAAUGAGGUUGAACUGAAGUCUUGUGGGUGUCCUGAGUCCUGUGUUGCAGAUCUGGGAAAGUCAGAAUGGUUCAGCAAACGCUACGACCCCAACCAGCAGCCGGUCCUCCUGAGGAAAAACAACUUUACAGUUGACGCCCUAAAGUGGUGGCAGAGUCUUCAGCAGGCCAGUAGCGACCAGCCUCUGGAGAACGUUUUGUCCGACAUGUUCCGGGUCAUUUCCCCGCCCAAGUUGGACUUCAAGUCCGUCCCGACCCGUUGCUGGAGAUGUGCAGUGGUUGGAAACUCUGGCAACCUGCUAAAUUCUGGACAUGGCCAGCUGAUAGACUCCCACGACUUUGUGAUCCGGAUGAACAAGGCAAUGACUGUAGGGUUUGAAAAAGAUGUCGGGAAAAAUACGACGCAUCACUUCCUGUACCCAGAGAGCGCAGUGGACGUUAAACAUGGAGUCAGUCUGGUCCUGUUGCCGUUUAAACUGAAAGACCUGGAGUGGCUCACCAGCGCGUUGUCCACCGGCCACAUCAAAAGGACCUACAUGCCUGUUAAAAUCCGAGUUGAGGCUGAUAAAGAUAAGGUUCUGGUGGUGAACCCUGUGUUUUUUAAGUAUGUUCAUGAAUAUUGGACUGAGCAUCACGGCCGUUACCCGUCCACCGGCAUGCUCGCCCUUGUCUUUGCUCUGCACCUUUGUGACCAGGUGUCAGUGUUUGGUUAUGGAGCAGAUGAGCAGGGGGAAUGGCAUCACUACUGGGAGAGGAACCCCCAUGCCGGAGCCUUCAAGAAGACCGGCGUGCACCAUGCUGACUUUGAAAUCGACGUCAUUCAGCAGCUCGCCAAAGAAGGAAAGAUUAAAUUACACAUGUGAAAUGACACCACACACACACACACAUCUGCUGAAUGACAUGCUGAACUGCAGACCUGCUUACUGGUGAGCAGCAGUUAAUAAUAUAUAUUAUUAUAUAUAAUAUAAUAUAAUAAUUUGUUAUUGCUAGCUCACCAAUAUAGUUCCAACUGGACCCAUAGACCUGCAAACUAGCUCCUGGACCCCCACCAGGAUUUGGUUUGUUCUGAGGGGAUUUGUCCUCCUGGACAAGAAUUUUUUUUGUUUGUUUGUUUGUUUGUUUUUAAUAAAUCUUUUUUUUUUCUUUUUAAUAAGUCUGCUUUUCCUGUGGAUGAAGCCUUUUGGAGUAGGAUGAGCUCAGUCUGCCAGCUCCACACUGUGGAACUUCACGCUGGUUUGAAUGCGUUCCAGCUAAACUUGAACUAUAAUUUUUUAUGGGACCCUCCACUGCUCAAACAGACCGUCCUGUUGUCUGCAAGGAUCGACCUCCAAGUUUAGCUCAGAGCGGGGAAACAACCACAGACGUUGAAUAUUUAAUUUUUUUCUCUUUUUUUUAUAGAUUAGACAAAGACGUUUUUUUCAUCUAAGCACUUUGCUGUGAUGUGGAGACACCAGCUAGUUGCUUCUCUGUCCAUCUAUGCUUCCAGACAAAAUUGUUGAAUUACCAUUUGUAAUCCUGCCAUUUACUCACGUCUCAACGCAGACUGUCCUGACCAUGAGGACCGUGGAUCUGGGGCGACAGUUUAAGUUUUACACCAUGUGUAGAAGACAUUAUUUCACACUCUGCCUUGUCCAUGUUUAGCAGUGCAAAGACAAGCCUGGGGGAGGUUCUCAAAAUUUCAACUCAUAAAAAUGAGGAAGAUGGAGCAGUAGUUUUGAUUUGAAUCAAAACAAUCAGUGACCUUUGAGGGCUGUGCAUGAAUGAGUAAACAUAAAGUGCAAUUAAGACUUACAAAAAAGUAAUCCAAAAAUAUGCAAAUACAUGAUGCAUUAGAUCACAGCGUGCAGAGGACUGUGCCUUCUCCUCUGUCAGACCAUUACACAUCUUGUAUCAGAUUCAAUUUGGGGUUUAUUGGGGUUUCUUCUCCCUUUUUGAGUACAUUGCUACUCCAACCUCACCACAUGUGGUAAAGAUUCAUAGUAUGUGUGAGUCUGUGUCUGACCACAUCCACCGUCCUAUUAUUUCCCCGUUACCUUUUCUAAAAGUGAAGGAAAGAAUGUCUCUUUAAUGUCUCUUCAUCUUUAUGUUUGUGCAUAGUUGUAAACUUAAUGCAAUGAAUGGCAUGAAAUACUUUCAGAGAGUUCAUUCAUUUUGCUUUGUAAGUUGGUGGAUGUUCGACACUGUUGGAGAAUCCAACAAGCACUUUAUUUUAAUCAUACUAAAGUAAUCAUCAAUUCUAGAAGUAUUAUCUGGAGGCUGUUGCCGUGUUAUUAGCGUAGUUUUAAUGUACUUUUAUGUUAUGUAAUGUUUUAGUUUAAGUUGCCUCUCUUCAAAUGCUUGUGCUGAAUAUUGGAACUUAAACCGGGAACAUCUGCUGGUUGCUUUUACAGCGUUUGUUCACAGCUGCGAUGCUUCUCUUCCUGGAAUACCUUUUGCUCCUAAACAUGUAAAUGGGUUUACAAGGGCCUAAAUGUGCCAUAAAACCUCAGCCACUAAAUGACAGAGCAGCCAACGUUUGGAGUCACAAGCUAAGUUAAACACGUGGAUGGAACAUUUUGUGAUUUGCAGGCUAAGAAAUAAGGAAGUAGAAUAUAUUUACAAAAAAACUAAGGACAAUAUUUUGUAGUGAGCAAGUUAUUGAUUGAUUUUGUAUCAAUGAUCAUUACAAAAUCACGUGCAAUGUAAUUAUAUCUACACCUUGAGAUGCUGGAACAUGUGUGAGCCUUGUGCGGUGAUGAAAGAUUUAAAUAGCUUUGACUUCCAAACGGUAGCGACACCUAAUGGAUUUGUGCAGGAAAUGUGUUACAGACUAAAGCCUUCUGUUUUUCCAAAAGAGCUUUAUUUGUAUCAACUGUUCCCAACUAAUCUGUGGUUCGUGCAGGAUCAUCAUGAUACAGGAAAAGAAUCUUGCCCGAGAAUCAUCAGAUUUUCUUUUUCUAAUUACAAUAAUUCAUUGACCUUUUAUACGUUUUUUUGAUGGCACAUAGACUUUUUUUUAACUGUGAACAGAAUGGAUACAUGAAGUGAAACCUAAGUGCAGGGUUGCUGGUUUGGAGCAAAGUAAAUCAAAUCAAAUCACUGUUAACGUUUCAUUUUUGCUUUGUACCUGAUGCUCAAACAUUUUAAAAAUCUGAUGAGGAUGAUAAACAACUUCUUUAUUGUUCUAGUAGCUGCACCAGGAAUUGUAUGUUAUGUGGGAAAGACAGCUUAACCCUACAAAGUACAAGAUCUUUAUUUACACAUGUGCAGAUUAACUCAAAUGAAAGAGCUGUGAUCUAUUCAUUUAAAGUGGAUUGAUGUUAAGUGACCAAACAUCAUGCACGUUGACUUACAAGCUUUAAUUUAGCUCGCUGUGUUUAGACUGUUUGUGUUUUAUAAAAAUGUCAGUUUCAUUUUACAGUUGAUUCAUUCAUACAUAGAUGCCAAACAGACUGAAGCACUGUGACAUUUUAAUGAAAACAUAAACCUGCCACCAAAUAAAAAACAUUCAGCUUUGAA